Molecule: messenger RNA, 1264 nt
Organism: Helianthus annuus (common sunflower)
Lineage: Eukaryota; Viridiplantae; Streptophyta; Magnoliopsida; Asterales; Asteraceae
Product: glyceraldehyde-3-phosphate dehydrogenase, cytosolic
Exons: 10
Coding region: 30-1040 (336 amino acids)
Biological process (GO): glucose metabolic process
Molecular function (GO): oxidoreductase activity, acting on the aldehyde or oxo group of donors, NAD or NADP as acceptor; NADP binding; NAD binding
Source: RefSeq, a predicted model, not a curated record
UCCAGUCACACCAUCAUACAACACUAAGCAUGGCCAAGAUCAAGAUCGGAAUCAACGGGUUUGGAAGAAUCGGUCGUUUAGUGGCUAGAGUUGCGCUACAGAGCGAUGAUAUUGAGCUUGUCGCGGUUAAUGAUCCUUUCAUUACUACUGACUACAUGAUCUACAUGUUUAAAUACGACAGUGUGCAUGGUCAAUAUAAAAAGGGUGAAAUCAAAGUUAAGGAUGACAAGACUCUUCUGUUUGGAGAUAAGCCGGUUAAGGUUUACGGGAUGAGAAACCCGGAGGAGAUUCCAUGGGGUGAAGCUGGAGCUGAAUUUGUUGUGGAAUCAACAGGUGUUUUCACAGAUAAAGAUAAAGCUGCAGCUCAUUUGAAGGGAGGUGCAAAGAAGGUUGUGAUCUCAGCUCCAAGUGCAAAUGCUCCUAUGUUUGUGAUGGGUGUAAAUGAAAAGGAAUACAAAUCGGAUAUCACCAUUGUUUCUAAUGCUAGUUGCACAACUAACUGUCUCGCUCCACUCGCAAAGGUUAUUCAUGACAAAUUUGGAAUUGUGGAAGGCCUUAUGACCACAGUUCACUCGAUCACGGCGACUCAAAAAACUGUUGAUGGUCCAUCAAUGAAGGAUUGGAGGGGUGGAAGAGCUGCUUCUUUUAAUAUUAUUCCCAGCAGCACUGGAGCUGCUAAGGCUGUUGGAAAAGUCCUUCCUGCCCUCAACGGGAAACUUACAGGGAUGGCAUUCCGUGUUCCUACUGUUGAUGUAUCGGUGGUUGACCUUACCGCUAGACUUGAGAAACCAGCAUCGUAUGAUGACAUCAAGGCUGCUAUCAAGGCUGAGGCAGAGGGAAGUUUGAAGGGAAUCCUAGGGUACACCGAGGAUGAUGUUGUGUCGACAGACUUUGUGGGUGACCUCAGAUCUAGCAUAUUUGAUGCAAAGGCUGGCAUUGCUCUCAACAACAAUUUUGUAAAACUUGUCUCUUGGUACGACAACGAAUGGGGAUACAGUAAUCGUGUUGUUGACCUGAUCCGCCAUAUGGCCAAGUCUUAAGUUGCUGACAUGGCUGUGCAGCUGGAGGACAAUACUUUAUAAUUGCAAUUGCACGCGGAUUUACUCAGCUUCCUGGCUGUGGAAUUGUUUCGAGGAAUAACUAGAAUCAAUAUCAUUACUUCGGUUUUUGGUUUACGCUCUGCAUUGUUCACAAUUUUGUGUAAAUGAGAUGGUUUGAUUCAGCAUAGAAGGUGCUGGUUAAGCUUAUUUUAGCAUGAUAAUGG